UCCCGGAGUGCACGCCGCCAGUGUGGAGAUAGUCCCGCCCCCCGCUCCAGCCAGCAUGUCCUGCUCCAUGUCCUUCACCCAGUGACAGCACAGCCUGCCCUGCCGUGACAGCUCAAUGAAAACAAGUAGAAAACCAAACGUCAACCAAAAUGUCAAUUCUUUUGAUUGAAGCAUUUUAUGGCGGCUCCCACAAGCAGCUGAUGGAUCUUCUAAACCAAGAAAUAGAAGGCUGCAUUUUAUACAGCCUUCCAGCCAAGAAAUGGCACUGGAAAGCUCGGACAUCUGCACUGUCCUUUAUGCAAACUAUUCCAUCCAGUGACAGUUACAGGGUCCUUUUCACAAGCUCAGUGCUAAACCUGGCUGAACUGGUUGCCCUUCGCCCAGACCUUGGAAAGUUGCGAAAAAUCCUUUACUUCCAUGAAAACCAAUUGGUGUAUCCAGUUAGAAAAAGCCAAGAAAGAGAUUUUCAGUACGGCUAUAACCAAAUUCUUUCUUGUUUAGUUGCUGAUACUGUGGUUUUCAACUCCACCUUCAACAUGGAGUCAUUCCUGAAAUCUAUGGGCACAUUUUUGAAGAUGAUUCCUGAUCAUCGUCCCAAGGAUCUAGAAGCAGCCAUCAGACCAAAAUGUAGAGUCAUUUACUUUCCCAUCAGAUUUCCAGAUGUAACUCAGUUUUUACCGGACCAUAAAUGCCUUUCCAAGAAGAUAACCGACAGCAAAGCAUCCAAGGAAUUCUGUCGCAUGGGUCGUCAAUACCAGCCACCAAGCAAAACUUGUGAAUCAGUUGGUGAGAAUUUUCAGUCCUCUCUUCAUCCUUCAGAUCCAAAUGUACAGCACAAAAAUAAAGAAGACUUCGAGGGGGUAAAUAAUCUGGUACCAUCAGAGAGAAGACAUGUUCAUGAGAAUAUCUCCGGACUUGGUGAAAGUGUGGAUCCCCACCGGCCUCUGCAUAUAGUCUGGCCUCACAGAUGGGAACACGAUAAAGACCCAGAAACCUUCUUUAAUGUGCUGCUAAAACUUAAAGAACACGGACUGCCUUUCGCGGUAUCCGUUCUCGGAGAGACAUUCACAGACGUACCAGAUAUAUUUUCAGAGUUCAGAAUCACCUUGGGAUCUUCAGUUUUACACUGGGGCUUCUUAGCCAGCAAAAACGACUAUUUUCAAGCUUUGUGUAUGGCCGAUGUUGUCAUUUCAACAGCUAAACAUGAAUUCUUUGGCGUGGCAAUGUUGGAAGCAGUGCAUUGUGGAUGCUACCCCCUUUGUCCAAAAUCUUUGGUGUACCCUGAGAUUUUUCCAGCACAAUAUCUGUAUUCAACACCUGAACAGCUCUUGAAAAAGCUCAAAAAUUUCUGCAAAAAACCUGAUAUCGUAAGGAAGCAUCAGCUCCAGGGUGACAUCACACGCUUUUCAUGGGCUGCACUGAGCGGUGAAUUCAGGUCUCUGCUUUCAGCACAACCUGGGGAAGAUUGUGACAGAUGGGGCCAAGUUGCAAACUUGAAGCUUUAGGCAGAAUUUGUCGAAACUUUCCAGGGUAUGCCCAUAUUUACCUGAUCAGAGAGAAAGAGAAAAAAAAAAAAAGAAAUAAAAUGUGCGGAGGAAGCCUUGCCUGACUGCUUGUCAUAGCUGACACUGUGCCAUCUGCCACAAACCUGUGGCAGCCUCAGAACUGCACUCCCUGCCACCACCCUGACUCAAAUUAAAUACAGAUUCCCCGAGACGUUCUGAUGGUUACACAUGUCCUCAACUUCACAUGCAGGAGAUUGUUCAAAAAAAUAUGUGGCCUGUUGUAUAACCGCACUCAUGUAUCCCAUAUGCGGUGCCACAUUGAAUUUCCGGUUGAAUCUGUUUUCAUCCUUUGUACUAGAUGACACGGUGUCUGAAUUCUUUCUUUUUUGCCGACAUGAUGGCAGCCAAACUGCAGCUUCAAACGUUCACACUUGGCUGAAUUUCUACCUAUGUUGCCAGGUUAUCAUCGAAGCCUUAUUGUGUCCUCAAAGGGCCACAGGGCUUGAAAGGAGGAUCAGAGUGCUACUGGGCUAAUUGGGCAGCCAUCCAUGAAUUGUUUGCAGGCGAAGGGCUGUUUUUGCACUUUUUUUUUUUUGCUUUGCAAAUUAAUGAUUCCUUGGCACAGAGGUUUUUAAGUGAAGGUAUUAAUAAGAGGUCUGGCAGGUAUUCCCAUGAUUCACAGAGUUACAUUUGCAUUUAAUUAAUCUUAAAGAAAGCUGCAAGAUAAACAGCUGUAAUUCAAAGUAACAUGGGAAAUAUGUUGCCCUGGUGCUAUCUAUCCGAUAAAAUGAAAGCUCAGACACUUGUUUUAUUUGUCUCACGGAGAGUGAACAAACAGAUAAAAGCGGCAGCAAGGAGGGGAGUUGCGCAAAUAUUUUGUAAAGUCAGAAUCUGUAACGUGAAUAUUUCACAUCAGAAAUCUUUACACUUGUAUUUCUUUCUAGAUAAGCGUAGAGUCAUUGGCACAUUUAUCA
Molecule: messenger RNA, 2479 nt
Organism: Pelobates fuscus (common spadefoot toad)
Lineage: Eukaryota; Metazoa; Chordata; Amphibia; Anura; Pelobatidae
Gene: QTMAN
Product: glycosyltransferase like domain containing 1
Exons: 10
Coding region: 150-1505 (451 amino acids)
Source: RefSeq, a predicted model, not a curated record